This is a messenger RNA of Macadamia integrifolia, 1788 nucleotides long. RefSeq lists its product as uncharacterized. The coding region runs from base 1 to 1788 and encodes 595 amino acids. Gene Ontology annotation, molecular function: zinc ion binding. The record is from RefSeq and is a predicted model, not a curated record. Lineage: Eukaryota; Viridiplantae; Streptophyta; Magnoliopsida; Proteales; Proteaceae. The transcript has 4 exons.
AUGACUGAAGAAGAUGUGGAGGUUGCACUAGGCGAUGAAGUAACUAAUGAUGAUUUAUCAGAUUAUGACUCUAAUGAGUUCCUUGCACCACAAGUCAGUACGGCAAGAAUGGUGUUUGAUGAUCAAGGCAAAGUGAAGAUAGAGGAUGGCAUGAUUUUUGAUGACGUAGAUCACUUUAGGAAUGAAUUGAAAGAAUUUGCAAUCCAAGAGGGUUUUCAGUUGCUAAGAUUGAAAAAUGAAAGGACUAGGGUCAUUUAUGUUUGUGCGGAGGAUGGUUGUGAGUGGAGGAUUCAUGCUUCCCCUACUGAAGAUAAAGUGACUUUUAUAAUUAAGUCAUUUAAUCCUAGGCAUACCUGCUCUAGGAGGAAAGAUAGAAACCUAGAUGCAACCUCAAAAUGGAUAGCCAAGAAACUUGGUCCACAACUCAAGGCAGAUCCCGAGCUCUCUACUAAAAGUAUAAGAGCUAUAUUGUGGAAGAAGUAUAAGAUUGAACCAAGUUAUAGGCAAAUUUGGAAGGCACGAGUUAUUGCCAAAGAAACCAAUGAGGGUAAUCAUGCCAAGUCGUACGCCAAAAUUCCAAAGUAUGGAGAGAUGAUUAGACAGAUAAACCCAAGUUCUGUGUUUAAGCUACAAUUCAUUUCCAGAGAUAACAUGUCUGCUAAUCUUGUUUUCAAACGAUGCUUUAUUUGUUAUGAAGCCUGUAAAGUGGGGGUUUUCAAUGGUUGUACACCAUUUAUUGGGCUAGAUGGAUGUCAUUUGAAGGAAAAGUAUGGAGGCAUUUUACUAUCAAUAGUUUUUAUAGAUGGAAACAAUGGAUUGUUUCCACUUGCAUUCGCAGUUGUGGAAUCUAAGUAUAAGCAGAAGGGUCUAACUGAGGCAGUACAAGAGGUUUUCUCUGACUCAAAUACCAGACAUUAUUGUAGGCACCUGUAUGCCAACUUUAGAAGCAAGUUUGCAAGAGAUAAGUUGAGGUCAUUAUUUUGGGCUCCAUCAAGGGCUUACAGAGAAAUUAAAUUUAAAGAGGCAUUGUCUGAGAUUAAGAGCAUUAGAAAUGAUGCACAUGAUUGGUUAAGUGCAAAUCCUCCCAAUUCGUGGUCCAGAUGGGCAUUUGAUCAUAGAGCAAAGAGUAACCAUAUCACCAACAAUAUGACAGAGUCCUUCAAUAAUUGUAUAGUACCAUAUAGAGACAAACCAAUUUUAUAUCUCAUCGACCAACUACGGAUUUUAUUGAUGGAAAAAUUACACAAGAGGUUUGAGCAAGCAUGUUCGUAUAAGGGGAGCUUGACACCAAAUAUUAAGAAGAAAUUGGAUGUUAUCUACCAGCAGUCAAGAUCAUGUGUGGCAUUAUCUGCAGGUUACAAUGAGUUUGAGGUGAAUGAUGGGGCUUUGAGGUUUGUGGUCAACUUGAAUACAAGGAAGUGUGGGUGUCAAGUGUGGGAAGCAACUGGGCUACCAUGUAAACAUGUAACUUGUUGUAUGGCGUACAAGAGGGAAAGAGUUAAAGAUCAUUGUGAUAGUUUUUACUCCCUUGGUAAAUAUAUUCAAGCAUAUGAAAACAUGAUACAUCCACUUCCUAAUAUUUCAGAGUUGGAGGAUACUAGUGUUAUGGGUGUGAAUCAAAAUAUAGUGGGCACUCAAACUAAUGUCAAUGUUUCUCAAAGGACUAGAUUACAUAAUGAAGCAAUGGACCAAAUGGAUAGUGUUCAAGCAAGGAGAAGAGCAGGAAUGACAGCAACUCAUGCAAGGCGACAUGAAAAGGAAGCAAUGAAGUUGCAAAUCAAGGAUUAA